Bursaphelenchus okinawaensis is the source of this 5153-nucleotide messenger RNA. The record is from the annotation of a GenBank genome assembly. Lineage: Eukaryota; Metazoa; Nematoda; Chromadorea; Rhabditida; Aphelenchoididae.
AUGAAAUGGCCAUUUUCAAUCGCUUUCAUGGGUUCUUCACAGGAGUCCAGCCCAGGGACAUCUGAAGCUCAAACAGCGAGUUAUGAAGCAGAUUCAGCAGCUUUAGAAGAGUUUAAUAAUUCGUUUCAAAACUGGGAUGCCGAGUUUGCAUCGGAUCCAACAGAAUGGGAGAGGAAAUUCAACGGAGAAUGGGAAAAACUGAUUAAAAAGCUACAGAAACCAUGUAAAGAAGUUAGCACUGUACGUUCGUUUUAUGUUUAUUUUGUUUUUGAGUUUUUAGAUGAAAGAUAAAAAUUUUUGGAACAGUUGGAAAGGAGUUGUCGAUGUUUGAGUGAGCGACAUCAAGUGGAAUAUUGAAAUGAAAUUAAAGUUAUCGGUUUUUGAUUUAACUUUUUUUAACAAGGAAUUAUAGACUUGAAAUUUUGAGGGAUGGCAGAUUAUUUAUUUUUUAACUAAUAAUAUAAAAAACAAUGUAAAAUGUGCCAUGAUUUUGAUGUUAUAAUAUGUAAACCUUAAUCCUAUCUUCAAACUGCAUGUAAAGGUUUUUUUAGUAUUUUGUAGCUUUAAAUGUAAAAUACGGCUUUUGUUGUUAUCAGUUUAGAAAAUAUAAAUUAUAAUAGUUUAGUAUCGCAAUUUCACUAAUAAUAUUGUUUUAUGUAACCGAAGUAUGCGCUCAUGUCGAUUCAAUGUGCAAAUUGUUGGUAAUGGAAGUGAAUUCAUUGCCAGUGGCAGCAAUAGGACCUAUAUUGGAACUAGUGUUUACUCACGAUAUAUUUAAAAUAAUAGUGGACUGGGCUGAAGAUAUUCCUCUUUUUCUAGUUCCAACUUGUCAGGUAAGCUAAAUUAAUAUUUUUUUUCAAAAACAAGACUUUACUUAAAGGUUCGCUUUAAAUAGUAAAAUAUUAAAUUUCAAAUAAUUUCAAAUAUUUUUUAUUGCAGCUAGGACUACUGCGGAUAUACCAAGGUUUAGUGACGAGGAAUCACUCACAAACACAUUGUCUUCUUGUACAUAAACCUAUUUUACUGCCACUUUUGCAAAUUUUACAAUGGUGUAGAAGGUCGGCUGAACAGAGAUGCUUUCAAAGAAGCCGAAUCGACCGAGAUUUUGUGUUUUUACUGCAUGAGGUAUGUUGUUUUUACUUUUUUUGGAAUUUAGAUCAAAGUUAAAAGAAUCUGCUUAUUAAAAGAUAAAUGGCAAGAACUUUCUUUACAAAACAUAAAAUGGCAAGAACUUCCUUUACGAGGCGUAAAAUGACAAGAACUUUCUUUAAGAAACAUAAAAUGGCAAGAACUUUCUUUACAAGGCAAAGAAUCGUAAAAACGUUCUCUACAAGUUUAAUAAUUACCUAAAAACUCGCUUGAAUCUCCUAUAACAUCAAAUAAAAACUUCAUUUUAGAUCUGCAAGAAGAUUUCAGUCGACAGCACGUUACUCGAUUUCUUUUUCAAUCCACGAUCAACCGAUGGCUUUGAUUUGUACGAAAAGACCCAGCCUUUUUUGGUCUUCAACUUGCUAAUCAGAUAUUUAUAUGAUUCUGACUAUGAAAUCUCAUUUCAAUGUAGAAAUGCGCUUCUUCUGAUUCUGACGGCUUCUAAAGAUUUGGAUUUUGUGGCUACACACGUGGCUGAAGAGGUAAAAUACGGGUUCUAAACUCAUGUUCAAGUACUUAAUCUUUGUGUAGUCGAUAAGUAUUGGGUUUUUUAAAUAAUUCUGAGCCACUAACUUUGAGAAGUUGUUUGGCUAGUUUUCAAAUUUCAGUCCAACUUCUGUCCAGUACUAGCCACAGGUCUCUCCGGUUGUUACUCUCAACUGCCAUUCUUUAUAUGUGAAGCCCUGAGGCUAAAAGACGAUGAAUUUCACAAACUAUACAUUGAUGCUGAUUUUGAUUCUGUAGCCGAGCUGAUCAACUUUCAUGGUGCUCUCUUGUUCUGUAAUGCUGUAGUUGGAGCGGCUCAUCCAUUGGUGGCUAAAAGUAUAGUAGACUAUUUUUAUAGUGGAUUCUUGGAGGAGGUGGUCAAGCCAUCGUUGUUGCAGGUAAGGGUGGGGUGUAGAAGGCUUUGAAGUUUGCAAAACUGGAAAAAUGGUCUGAAUUGAAUGAAAAUGAAAUUGUUCGUAUAACUUGUCACACACAGGCUGCAAUGUUUAACAAAUUGGUUUUUAAAUGUAAAAUACGGCGCCUGUAGCUUUACUUCUUAAAGUAGAAAAAUCUUUCUUUACGAAUAAAAAAAUUUUUUUUUAUUAUUUGAAAAAUGGCAAAAAAUUUCUUCACAAAGCGAAAAAUGAAAAAAAUCUUAAUUAAAGCUUUCAGAGUGACAUAGAAAAGCUGAUAAGCAGAAUCGCCUACUUCCAUUUAUGCUUGGAGACCGUAACCGAGCCAGCAAUGAUUCAAACCAUGUUGAAAUUACUGUCAGCUUCCGAAACAAACACACCUGAUAUGAAUCUGCUCGAAGUGAUUUUAUACAAAAUGAAUCAAAGUGACAGGGUAGGUUUAUAUGGCCAUAAUGUGACAAUUUUUGGGGAGUGAGUAAAAUAGUUUUAAAAGUUGAUUUUGGGGUCAAAAAGUAUAUAGAAAAGAGGUUUUUAUGGAAAAAUGGCUGGUUUUUAGUUAAUUUUUGACUUGUUUUUGGAUUUUUUGAAUAAUGAAAAAAUUUUUAGUGUAAAAUACGUAACAAUUAAUUGUCUGAAAAAUUUGUAACAUGAAUUUAAAAAAAAGAUUAUUUUUAGGCUAAAAAUUGGGUAGAAAAGAGAUUUUUAAGAAAAAGGUCAAAAAUUGGUUAGAACCGCGUUUUUUUGUGAAAAAGUGGCAAUUUUUUGCUGAUUUUUACUAUUUUUAUUUGAUUUUUUAUGUUUGACAAGAGUUUUUUGGUCAUAAGCUACGAAGAAUUGUGUUUUUAAGAAAUUUUGUGAAACGAGUUCUAAGAAAAAUUAUUUUUUGGUCUAAAAGUGAGUAGAAAUGCAUUCUUUUUGGUGAAAAAUGCGACUCUGGUCGAUAUUUUCAUAAAUUGAUAAAGCUCAAUUUUUAGCUCUGCCGAGUGGUACUGUCUCUUAUACGAACCCUACUCGAACUACGCUCAGAAGACUUUCUCUGGACCGCUUUAUUCCGCUACAUUUUGCCAUUUAUUCGCCUAAAGCCUCAAAAGUCUCGAUUCGAACCCCAACUGACAGUAGAAGCCGCCAAAGCCUUCCUCUCGUGUAUCCCAGAAUCUUGCUUAAACAUACCUGAACUAGCAUCACAAGAUGUGUUUGAUGCCUACAAUUCAGAAGCCUAUGAAUUCCUAAGAACGACCAAGAGGAAUAUAAAGCAAUGGAAGUUUAAAUACGAUGGGGUUACCCCAAAUAACCUUCUGAAUCUAAAUAUACCAGAAGAAGUGUUGUCAGCUAGACAGAACUUUACGAGAAUGUCGUCAGCUAGAAGCUCUAUGACAUCAAAUGCUUGGAAUAGGUAUUUUACGAAUAGAUCAGGACAUAACACAUCGGAUUCAACUUCAUUGUAUGCACCGGAUUCUGGAAGAUUUCCGUUGAAUCAGCUAGGAGAAGAUGAUUUGAACAGCACGUUUGAUGCUGACAGUGGGGAAGAGAGGUUCAAGGAUUUGGAUUUGAGGUGAGGAUGGGAAAAGUUGGGUAGGGUAAGGUGAGGAAGGGUAAAGUAGAGUAGGGUAGGGUAACAAAGGGUCGGAUAAGAAAGCGUAGGAAAGUGUAAGGUAGGGUAUGGGAAGGUAGGAUAGAUAUCGCCUAUGAUGUAUUUUCGAAAACACCAUGCCUUAUCUUACUUUAACAUACCCAACUCUACCUAGUUUUACUCUAUUUUACCUUGGUUUACUUUACACAAUUCUAGUUUAUUGUACUAUAACUUACUCUAUUAUGCUAUACCCUACCUCAUUAUACCCUAUUUCACUUUUUUUAAGUUACUCUAUUUAAAAAUUUAAUUUUAGUAACGAAGAAGACCAAUCAGAGAUGUUUACCUCAAACUACGAACUCAUGACUCAAUCCCACAUUGACUACUUUCAAUUCGCAUACGAUGGCGCUUCAGAGUCCGAUGAUUCGAGAAAGAAUUCAUUUAAAAGUGAAGAGAAAGAAGAAGUCAAAGCUCUGGGGACAGAAGUUGAACCAGAAAAGCUGGGAUUAAUCAAAGCUGUCAAUAAACAAGAUUGGAAUGGCGUUAAGGAGGUAAAAUACGGGUUUUUUUUCUUUGUUGGGGCUUAAAGUUUAAAAAUGACUUUUCUAAAGGUUUUUUUAUACUUUCGAAGUUUAAAUGAGUUUCAAAAAUAUUUUUUUUUUAAUUUUAAUUUUUUUUAUUCAAAAAUUUUUUUAGAACUUGCCAGAAUUUACCGAGAUAAUCUCUUCCAUACCCAUAAACCAAAAGAAAGUAGAAAGCUUAACAGUCGACGAAGCCAUCGACUUAAUCAACUCCAGAUUCCAACACGUCUAUGAACUCAAAAACGAGCUAGAAGCGGUAGAAAACGAACGAAAGUCAACCGGUCACCCCCUCAAACUCGACCUCAAUAUGUCAAACAACAAAAACCAACCGAAAGGAGGUCUCUUAAUGACAUGUACAACCGAAAAAGGCGCUGGAUACUUAUUCGAAUCACUGAUAACGGCACUAGAAAGACUGGUCGAUCACAGCAUCACUACGAAUGUACAAUUGGCAUUAGUAUUGGAGGUAUUGGCAUCAUAUCCACAGCCAGUUCUGGAGACGUUAUUGUUGUAUUCGGAUGUGAUGAAGACCAGUUUUCUGCCUAGAAUCAUGAGGGUUUUGGAGAAUUUGAAGAUGAGAAUUGAUGCGUUUGCUACGAGUGUGGAGAACUUUGAAGAAUAUGUUAAAAGGGGCGCUAAACAUAGGUAAGCAAUCAUAAAGCUAAGGGCCUUGGGGAAUAUAAACAUUAAACAUAAAUUUUCUAAAGGGCAUUUAAGGAAUUUCAAUUUGAAAAAGAAAAUUUAUAUUGUUGUAGAUCAGUCUUAGCCAACAGCUAUCGUCGAGGAAUGGGCUCGGGUCGAUCCACCUUCAGACACACUUUGAUAGUAAAGGAAAUGGGCGAGGUGGACCAGCAAAAGACCAAGCUUUUCGCAUAUGCAGCCAUCAUUUUGUCUCAAAUUUGUCAGCUUUUGGCCGCCAAUGCCCUUCAACACACUCCAACUUAUUCUGUUGAUGGAUAA